Colletotrichum spaethianum is the source of this 888-nucleotide messenger RNA. RefSeq lists its product as uncharacterized. The transcript is spliced from 5 exons. The coding region runs from base 1 to 888 and encodes 295 amino acids. Gene Ontology annotation, molecular function: RNA binding. The record is from RefSeq and is a predicted model, not a curated record. Lineage: Eukaryota; Fungi; Ascomycota; Sordariomycetes; Glomerellales; Glomerellaceae. Gene Ontology annotation, cellular component: nucleus.
AUGGACGAUACCGAGCGACGCUCCGCCAAGCGCUCGCGCUUCGACCAAACCGAACCUGAGCCGCGCAAGGCGUCGAGAUUCGACCGCCGCUCACGAUCGCCGCCUUCAAGGCGCUCGGAGUCGGCGAGGGAUCGUAGCCCUUUGGCGGCCGACCACGUGACUGAGCCGAAGAAGUCGCCCGUGGAUGCCGCUGCUGCUGCCGCCGCCGCCGCCGCCAGAAUCAAUGCGCAGCUCCAAGCGAAGAAAGGCAUUCAACACGUCGAUGUUCCUCCGAUCAAGACUGCGACUCCUCCGGCUGGCGGUGCGCAAUCGCCCGAUCCGGCCAACACGAUCAAUGGCGAGAUGUACAUUGCCGACGGCGACUACAUCAAAGACAUUGAAGUGAACGACCUUCGCAACAGAUACCUCUUGACCAAGGGGUCGACUCAGAAGAUGAAACAAAGGUUGACUUUGCAAGAUGUUACUACCCGAGGAAACUAUUAUCCCGACAAGAGCAUGGCUACCGCCGCGAAUCCGCCUCUGUACCUGCACGUUACAAGUACAUCAAAGACGGGUCUUGAGCAAGCCGUUGCCAAGAUUGAGGAACUCAUGAAACAGGAACUCCCUGCGCUGGUCGACGAGCGUCGUUUCCGUCGCCGUGAUCAAGAGCAAGUCGAGAGAGACGAAUACGGCCGACGCAAAUGGCCCGAGGAGAAGAUCCCCAUUGGCCUGGAAUCCGUCCCGGGAUUCAACCUUCGCGCUCAGGUCGUUGGUCAUGGAGGUGCCUACGUCAAACACAUUCAGCAGGAGACCCAAUGCCGUGUCCAGAUCAAGGGCCGUGGUUCUGGGUACCUGGAGGCUGCCACCAACCGCGAGAGCGACGAAGACAUGUACCUUCACGUGGCGUAA